AUGGAGGUCGCCGAAAGCAGGGAGUCUGUUCCAGUGGGUGCGCCGACUGGAGCAGACUCUGCCGUCACCAACGGAGAACAAAAUAUUCUGCUGGACGACUCGCUUAUGGAUGAUGACCGAUCGAGCAGUUUGAGUGAAAUCGAUGACGUCUCUGAAAAUAUUCCGUCCGACUACGAGUCUCCCAAGCCCGAGAAGGUGGCGCCGGAAAAUGACUCGGAGGCGGAGACAGAGCGCAUCGAGGACUCCCCCAAUAUUCGCUCAAAAACAAACAUCGUCGUAAGCGCUACUGGGUAUGAGCCAAGCCCCAGCAAAUUGGCCCAGUCGACGACCUACGAGGACGUGGAAGAUGAUGAAGAGCACGUGGCGGACGAUUCGCCCAGCAAACCUCGCGCCAAAACAACUCGGGCAGCUGAAGUGGCAGAUGAGACGCUCGGGCUGGACGAUUCUGCACUGUCAGAAGCCAUUGGCAAAAAGCGCAAGCGGCUAGAGUCCGGCGACGAGGCGGGCACUGAGAUCGAUGAAGACGAUUUGCCGCCCCAGAAGCGCCGUGGCUCGGUCAAGAGCGAUCUCAGCGACCCACCUGCGGACGAUAUAGUGCUUACCCCCGAGCCAAUGGAAGAACCCCCCAAGAUCAAUGAGGAAGAUACCGUGGUCGACGACAUCACCGAAUCGGCCUUGCCCGUGGCGCCCGCAAAAGCGAAGAGGGCCAAGAAGGGCAAGCGAAAGGGUCGCAAAACUAGAGAUGCCGAUGAUGACGUUGAUAACGGCGCACUCGAGACAGGUGCCGAGGUCGAUGACCUCGGGGACGAUGAUACUGCAGAACGUGGUGACGAUGCAGACGACGGCGACGCCACUGCCAAACUUGAGGAAGAAUUCAAGAGAGUCUCCGCCCUGGAGUCACUAGCCGGACUGGAACGGGAAUUUGCCCUUCUACGAGACAAGAUCUAUGAUGAGCGGAUCUCGAAAUUGAAUCGGGAGCUUGAGAUGCUCAACGGGCCUAAUCCGACCCAUACCGAAUUCCUGCGGCAGCUCGAGGGCGUCAGGCAGUAUCGCGACGCCAAGAUCAAAUAUGAACACACGCUGUUCCAAUACCGGGUACACUCGUUGCUGAACCGGAGCAUGGCGGAGCGCGCUCAAUCGCAUAGCACGUUCUUCCAGCGGGCGCGAGAUAUUCGCGAAAAGCACUCGAGCGCCAUCAGCAAGCAGUUCUAUUCAAUCCAGCACGAUCGCUUCAAGACCGACGAAGUCAGCCCGCAGCAUUACAUUCCGUUCCCGAUGCGGCGUUCGCAACAGAUCUCCCACCAAACGGCGUACAACCAGGAGGUGUCCAUCAUGGCGGGAGUCGCCAAAUACGUGGGCUUCCCGGCCGCGCCUGCGCUGUCUGCCGCGCGACCGGCCGAGCUUGAAGAGGAUCUGGAGAAAAUGGGGAUCUCCAUCGAAACAAGAGCUCCGGCCUCGCAACCGCCGCCGUCGACCACGUCCACCACCCUCCCGCGGGGUGCCAUGCCGGCCAUGUCAUCCAACUUCCGCACGGCGGCGGAGGAGGCGUUCCUGGAGCAGACGCCGUGGGCCAACCCGCAACACCCCAUCCAUCAGCACCAGCAGAUGCCCCCCCGGCCGCAGAGCCGGAAGCGAGUGGUCGAUAUACACGCCCCCAACGGCUCCGCCUCGACCAUUGCGGAGAACUCCUCGGCCAAUAACACCCCCUACGACCAGGAACAACAUCCCCAGACCCUCGGGCAUUUUGUAAAUCCCGAAUACGAUGCCGACCGGCGCUCGGGGUUCCGGUCAUUAAGCUCCUCGCCCCUCGACGUCCGCAAACCCCAUCCAGCCUCCUCGUACGGCAACCUCGACCACCGAUCUCCCCAGGGUCCCUCUCACAACGCCUCCGCCUACUCCCCGCCCUCAGCCCGACUGGGUCUGUUCCAGUCAACGACCUCCAAACGGGAUCCCUCACCGUCCAUGUCCUCCCGUCCCGUCAAUUCCAUCCACCAGUCGACUGGGAUCCUGGGGGGGGCCAGCUCCAACCAGAUGGUCGCUCGAUGA
This is a messenger RNA of Aspergillus heteromorphus CBS 117.55, 2046 nucleotides long. RefSeq lists its product as uncharacterized. Gene Ontology annotation, molecular function: histone deacetylase binding. The record is from RefSeq and is a predicted model, not a curated record. The coding region runs from base 1 to 2046 and encodes 681 amino acids. The transcript has 5 exons. NCBI's taxonomy places the organism in Eukaryota, Fungi, Ascomycota, Eurotiomycetes, Eurotiales, Aspergillaceae. Gene Ontology annotation, biological process: negative regulation of transcription by RNA polymerase II. Gene Ontology annotation, cellular component: Sin3-type complex.